Macrobrachium nipponense is the source of this 1906-nucleotide messenger RNA. It is a transcript of the gene Snap29, whose product is annotated as synaptosomal-associated protein 29-like. The coding region runs from base 134 to 1003 and encodes 289 amino acids. The record is from RefSeq and is a predicted model, not a curated record. Gene Ontology annotation, molecular function: SNAP receptor activity; syntaxin binding. Gene Ontology annotation, biological process: synaptic vesicle priming; synaptic vesicle fusion to presynaptic active zone membrane; exocytosis. Gene Ontology annotation, cellular component: plasma membrane; SNARE complex. The transcript is spliced from 7 exons. NCBI's taxonomy places the organism in Eukaryota, Metazoa, Arthropoda, Malacostraca, Decapoda, Palaemonidae.
CAUCUGGCCGUGAUAAUGACGUAAUAAGAAGUGACGUUCACUCCAGUAACAACCAAAACUCAAACCAGUCAGUGUAAAGUAACCCAGAUCAGUGGUUGGUAAAGUUGGAAAUCUUUGUGUUCUAACUAGGGUCAUGGCGAAUUAUGGACGAAGUGGUGGAUAUGCCUUAAAUCCAAGCAAACCAGCCUUUUCGAUGCUCGAUGACGACGAUAUGGCAUCAGAGUUCCUGAACACAUCUAGUGCUGCUUAUUUGGCAGCUGAUAAGUUACCUCCUGGGCCUGAGCAACGGGCUGCUCAGGAAGCUGAAAUAAGACGGCAAGAGUUACUGCAGCAGAUGAGACAGAUUGAAAAUCGAACGCUAGAAUCUUCAAAACGAAGUGUUGGGUUGCUGCACGAAUCUGAAAAAAUUGGCAUCGAGACAGCAGAGGAACUCGUUAAACAACGAGAACAGCUGACAAAUACAGAAACACGUUUAGAUGGUAUAAAUAGUUCACUGAAGGAUACUCAAAAGAAUAUUAAUGGUAUUAAGAGUGUAUUCAGUAGCCUAAAAACUUGGUGGUCAGCACCUAAGCAGUCUCCCGGAAAAGAUGAUAAGCCUGAAGUAACCUCCCCAACAUCCCCAACUGAACGACUGCCUCCAAGUGUUUCUAGUAAUCCUCAUUUGGGAUCUGCCUAUGAGAGAAGUCAAGCUGUAAUUGCAUCACAGAAGUCUGCACCACAUCCCUCACUGCGUCUAAAGGGCCUUGAAGAAGAGGAAGACGAUGUAGAGAUUAGAAAUAUGGAUGAUUUCCGAACCAAUGCAAGAAGAGUUAAUGCACAGCUUGAUUCUGAUUUAGAUGACAUGGCUGUUGGUUUGUCACGCUUAAAAGGCCUAGCUCAAGGCUUAACAUAUGAGUUGGAAGACCAGAAUACUAUGUUAGAGCGCAUCAUGGACAAGACUGAAAAGGCUGAUUUAACUAUUGGUUCACAAAAUACCCAGAUAAAAAAGAUCCUUAAACGAUGAGAUUCAACUUUAGGAAAAAUUGUGUUAUGUUACAUUUUAUUAGAAAUUUUAUUUCUUUGUUUUAAAUUUAAAAGUUUAUGGUCUAUCAUUUCCAAGCAUAAAGUAAUAUAGAUGAAACAGUUAGCUUUUGAAACAUUAGUUUUGAAUUUUUAAGGUUAAAAUUGUAUUUAUAAUAAGAUUUGAAAAUUUUGUGCUAUACUAUUUACCUAGGCAUCCUCUCAAGGACACAAGUUUAGAUGCCAAGAUAGAAUAUAUUUUAUGGUGGAUGAAUCAGUCCUGGUAAACAGUUUGAAAAAAGUGCCUUUGCUCCCAGAAUAAAUUGGUUGUAUUUUCAUUGGUUGAAUUUUUUAUUUAGGGUUUCAUGAAGUAUGUAUGUCUAGAUGCAAAAAUGUAUCUUUUUGUUAUUUGUUUCAGAACAAGAAUGAAGAAUAACUAUUGUUGUGAAAGUCCAGACCUACUUACUUUUUAUAAAAUGCUCAAUCUACAGCUAUACUUAGUUAGGUAUAAAAAAGUAAUUUCUAUGCCAACCAAUAUAUUAUUGUGCAGGUAUGCAUGUUUUGGGGGUUAAUUAUUAAUCAUUGUAGAUGCAGCCAUUACACAAAUCAACAAAGUCAGAAACUUAAUGUGAAUGACAGGAUUGCCAAGUUAACUUUAAAAGAAGCUUAUUGACAAUGGUCAUGGCAGUAUUAUUUGUGGCAGAAUUUUUUCCUCUAAAUGCAGUUUCAUUUUAAGGGGGCCGGCCGUCUAAUGCCAUUCUUUAAGGACAGAACUUUGAUAUUCAUACCACUUAAUAAGGUGACUUGGGACAUCUCCAAACUGCAUAUGAUUUUCGCCUCUGACCUUCGGUUUUGUGACACCAGGGCAAUGUAUCCCGAAAAUAACCAUUUUUCAAAUUCUAUCUCC